AUGUUAUUCAAAAAAGAAAUAUUCAAAAACGUAUUUUUACCUUUGAAGAAUUUUCAAUUCCGUCCGUACGUUUUUUCUUCAUAUCGCUAUUGUCCAAAACUUAAAAGUCCAUUUCUUAAAAAUAAAAAACAAAAAUUUUAUUCUACAUUACAUAAUGAUACUAUUUAUGCGUUAUCAACUGCGCAAGGAAAAGCAGGAAUUGCAAUUAUACGCGUUUCUGGACCUAAUGCUUCACAGGUUGCCGCUAUAAAAAUGACUUCUAAACAACUUAUUCCUCGUAAAGUCACAAGAAAAAAGAUUUCUCAUCCCAAAACCGGUGAAAUUAUUGAUCACGGUUUAAUUUUAUGGUUUCCAGGGCCGAAUAGUUAUACCGGAGAGGACACGGUUGAAUUUCAUAUACAUGGUGGCACAUCUGUUGUGAGAGGUAUAUUAGAUGCAUUAGGUUGUAUAGAAAAUUUCAGACAUGCAGAAGCUGGCGAAUUCACGCGUAGAGCCUUUUAUAAUGAUAAAUAUGACUUGACGGAAAUUGAGGGUCUUGCUGAUUUAUUAAACGCAGAAACUGAGGCUCAGAGAAGACAGGCACUGCGACAAGCUCAGGGCGGGUUGAAAAUUUUAUAUGAAAAUUGGAGAAAACAAUUGAUCGAAAAUACGGCAUUCCUGGAAGCUAUUAUAGAUUUUGGUGAAGACGAAAAUAUCGAAGAUGGAGUUUUGGAACGAGUGACGGAAAAUAUAAGAAUUUUGAAAAGUAAGAUUUCUGAGCAUUUAAAUGAUAAUCGUCGUGGGGAAAUUUUGCGAGAUGGUAUACACGUGACAAUUUUGGGUCCUCCGAAUGCUGGCAAAAGCAGUUUCUUGAACUACUUAGCCCAAAGAAGAGCAGCUAUUGUAUCACCAAUUCCCGGAACUACGCGUGAUAUUAUUGAAAUUUCUUUAAAUUUUGGAGGUUAUCCAAUUAUAAUUAGUGAUACUGCGGGUCUAAGACCCUCAAAUGAUGUUAUUGAAAUUGAAGGAAUUUCAAGGGCAAAGGAUCGAAUAAAGACGGCCGAUAUCAAAAUACUUAUUCUUUCCAGCUUAGAAAUAAUGAAUUCUAUAAAAUGCGACAAUAAUUAUUUCUAUGAUAUAAGUUCAAUAAUUAGAGAUACUGUAGAUGUUGAUACAUAUCUUGUUCUAAAUAAAUGCGACCUGAUAGAACACAAGCCAGAUCUAUCAAAAUUAAAAGAAAUAUCUCUAAAGUAUAUAUCUACAAAUUAUAUUUGGUGCCUGUCAUGUCUCACAGGGGAAGGAUUCGAUGAGUUCCAAAAGUCAUUUAUAAAUUCUCUUAAAAAGAAAUAUGAUUCAUCCACUUCUCAAGUCGCUUUAAUCACUCAAGCUCGACACCGCGAACACUUGAGAGAUUGUCUAAAGGCGCUGGAAAACUUUCUUGUACUCAAUGAUAUAGUAUUAGCCGCUGAAGAAUUAAGAUUCGCAACUCAUGCACUGGGAAAAAUUACUGGUCGAGUUGACGUUGAGGAGAUAUUAGGAGUUAUAUUUCAACAAUUUUGUAUCGGGAAAUAA
Rhizophagus irregularis DAOM 181602=DAOM 197198 is the source of this 1551-nucleotide messenger RNA. The record is from RefSeq and is a predicted model, not a curated record. Lineage: Eukaryota; Fungi; Glomeromycota; Glomeromycetes; Glomerales; Glomeraceae.